Messenger RNA from Clarias gariepinus (North African catfish), 3256 nucleotides. RefSeq names its product protein kinase cGMP-dependent 3 (gene prkg3). Gene Ontology annotation, molecular function: ATP binding; cGMP-dependent protein kinase activity. NCBI's taxonomy places the organism in Eukaryota, Metazoa, Chordata, Actinopteri, Siluriformes, Clariidae. The record is from RefSeq and is a predicted model, not a curated record. The coding region runs from base 146 to 2254 and encodes 702 amino acids. The transcript has 22 exons. Gene Ontology annotation, biological process: protein phosphorylation.
CAUCUAUGGAGUAAAAAGCACUUGAAGAAGAGAGGAUAGUGAGCAGUAGCAAGGAAUUGAGACAUUGCAUGGAAUUUUUAUAGCUGUGGUACAUGUGAAUUUGGAUUUAUAGCAGAGUUGUCGAGCUGUAACUGUCUGUUCAUGAAUGAAAUAUAGAACACCGAGUGGAAGAGUGGAUGUGACUGGAAGCCAUUUCACCUGCACAGGGACAAACAUGGAGGCCAAGCUGAAGGAACUCCGACAGAAACUGGAGAAACAAUGCCAAAUUAACCAGGAGCUGCAGAACGAGAAUCGGAACCUGGAGACAAGGCUGAAGGAGAAAGACAAACUCUUGGAGGAGCUACAGUGUCGUUUUGUUGGGCUGGAUCAUUUGUCCCAGAGAAACAGCAAUGACAGUGUGGAGGUCCGGCAGAACCGAGCGGCAGUCAUGGCUCCGGAGCCGAUACCAGAGGACAUGGACAUCUCAUCCACCAGGGUCAAAAAGACCAUCAGUGAAAAAGCUCAAAUCAUGAAGGCAAUGCAGAAAAACGAUUUCCUGAGUCGUCUGGAGGAGGAGCAGAUCAACAUGAUGGUGGAGCUUCUCGUCUGUCUGGACCGCUGUCCUGGUGAUGAGGUCAUCAAAGAGGGCACAGAGGGUGACAGCCUGUACAUUGUUGCAGCUGGAGAGCUCCAAGUUACUCAGGCAGGGCGUCAUCUUCGAACUUUGACCUCUGGAGAUGUCUUCGGGGAGCUGGCCAUCUUGUACAACUGCAAACGGACAGCGUCGGUCAAAGCGGUUACGCCUGUUAAGUUAUGGUGCAUUGAGAGACAGAUAUACAGGAGCAUCAUGGCAAUCAAGUCAAAGCAUAAACGAGCGCAGUUGAUGGGCUUUUUAAAGACAGCCCGUACCUUCAAUUCCCUGAGCAACGAACAGCUCUCCAACAUCAUUGAUGCCAUGGAGGAGGUAAAGUUUCAGGACAACGAGGUGAUCGUGCGUGAAGGUGCCGAAGGAGACACGUUUUACAUCAUCCUAAAUGGAGAGGUCCAGGUGACAAAGAUAGUGAACGGACAGCAAAAAGUCAUCCGUAAAAUGGGACAAGGGGAUUAUUUCGGAGAACUCGCCCUUAUACGUGAGAUCUUAAGGACUGCUACGUGCACCGCUUUGGGAGCAGUAACCUGCUUCGCCAUCGAUAAGGAAGCAUUCGAGGAGACGAUCCCUAUAGAGAGCCUGGAGCUACAUGAUGAUGCAGAUCUCCUGGAGAAUCCUCACCCUUUAAAGAAAGAUAGCUCAGUGUCUUCUCUGCAGUUCAAGGAUCUCGUCCCAGUCCUGUACCAGGAGGGACGCUACCAAGGAAGCCCCGUCACCCUGGGACUAGGGGGGUUUGGACGAGUGGAACUGGUGACUACGCUGCAGUAUGGGAAAUAUUUUGCCCUAAAAAAAAUCAGCAAGAAGUUUGUAGUAGAGAAGAAGCAAGAGAACCAUGUGCUGUUUGAGAGGAAGCUCUUGCUGGACAUUGAGUGUGACUUCAUAGUCAGGCUUCAUGCCACUUUUAAAGACUCCCGCUAUAUCUAUAUGGUCAUGGACUUUUGCUCAGGUGGUGAGAUCUGGACCAAACUAAAGGAAGCACGCCGUUUUGAAGAGAACAUAGCUGUGUUCAUAGCUGGGUGUGUGGUUGAGGCUUACGCCUAUCUCCAUAAGAAAGACAUCAUGUACCGAGACCUGAAGCCAGAGAACCUCAUGCUGGACACCAGGGGAUACAUCAAACUAGUUGAUUUUGGUUUCGCGAAGAAGCUCCAGCGAGGGCAGAAGACCUACUCCUUCUGCGGAACUCCAGAGUACAUGGCUCCAGAGAUCAUUCAGAAUCAAGGACACGACUUUGCCGCUGAUUUCUGGUCUCUAGGUAUUCUGAUCUACGAGCUUCUGGCAGGCAGCCCACCUUUUUCAAGCUCAGAGCCGCAGAACAUCUACUCUAAGAUAUUGGAUGCUGUCAUCAAGUAUCCCCCGCACAUCGGAGAGGCUGCCAAGUCUCUUAUUGGCAAACUGUGCAGACCACGCCCAGGUCAAAGGUUAGGAAACACCAGAAAUGGGAUCAAAGAUGUCCGUAAUCACAGGUGGUUUAACAACAUGAACUGGCCUAAACUGAGGAUGAGACAGAUCAGCGCUCCAACGGUUAAACUCAUCCGAAAGGGUCCCUGCUACAUCAACUUCGACUGCUUCCCAUUCGAUAAGAGCCAAGCCGAGGAGGAAUUCUCCGGGUGGGAUCGUGAUUUCUAAGAGUCAUCGAGUUUGAGAGCCUGCACACACUCGUUCUCUUAGGAAACGUCUGUGGGCUGUUUGUUCCAUCCUGAACAGAGAAAAACAGAAAAUGAAUCAGUAUUAAAACGUUUGUGAUUUAACAGAAAAUCAGCUUGACCAUCUGGUUGCUGUAAAGUUUAGCACCUGUACAGAGAUGUAAUCAAAGUGAUAGAGAGGGAGAACAUUACCUGGGACUAGAAAAUGAUAUAACCAUGUAUUACACCUGGUGAUAAUGAUGAUGGAGUGUGUUUUUUUUUUCCGCAUAGUUGUUGUUUUUGUUUUUGCCGACACCAUAUGCAAAUUUUGAUUGGUAUAAAGAAAAAAAAUCAAGUGAAUUUGCUCAUUUUUCGAAUUCGUGCAAUGUUAUAUAAAACCUAGUCGUGAGACAAACUGAUUGUUUACACCUUUUUUCUAGUAGGAUUGUUGAAGAUGUGAGAUGAGCAAUAGAUAUACUGUACACAACAUAUAAUGUAAAUAUAUAACAUGAACAAAUGGCAUCAAUAGACAUUCUGUUAAUCAAAAAGUUUUAAUCGUAUUCAUUGUUUUAAAUAAACACUAUCCAAGGUGAUUAAAAUACAGUACAGGUUUUUUUUUUUUUCACUAUAAAACCACCCUGCUGGAAAAGUUAUUUUUAGGGCUAACAUGGAAAUCUUGAUGCUGAGGGUUUCCUCUUUCUUACUACACCAUGUACUCUACACCUUACUACACCUACUUCUUACAAACCUCAUUUAAAUGAUUUAAAAUAGGAUUUUGAUGUUUAACUCACACUGGCUAUAUCACAAGAAUCAGACAUGCUUUCUGAACCAGGAAUCUGAAAAUAUGCAUUUCUCAAAUCACCUCAAAUAAAUAAGUGACUUAAUACAUGAUUUGAUGUGAUCACUCCGGGCUUUCAUACUCUUUAACGGCAAGAGACGGAAAAAUAGAAAGCUUAUGAGGAAAUGGCUGUUCAAUUACACAACGCAAUGAUUUAAAUGAAAAUAA